AUGUUGUGGGAAGCCUUAUUCCUCGGCUCGAUUUUGCUAUAUUUAUUKUAUCGUUGGGCCACAGCGAAUUUCGACUUUUUCGAAAAGCGUGGAAUACCGUACGACAAACCGUUUCCGGUGUUUGGCAGUUUAACCCAAAUUACCCUGCGUCGGAGCUCCAUAUUUUAUACCAUCAAAGAUCUCUAUAACAAGCACAAAGGCAGCGUUUAUGGCAUAUUUUUCCAGACGACACCCAUAUACCUUAUACGAGAUCCCGAAAUUUUGCGUAAAAUUACGGUCAAAGACUUUGAUCAUUUCGUAAAUCAUCGCGACUUUUUCGGUGACAGUCCAUAUGAUCUCUUCAGUAACUCCUUGAUCCAAUUGAAGGAUGAMAAGUGGAAAGAUAUGCGUAGCACCCUCAGUCCUGCUUUUACCGGCAGCCGACUUCGGCAAAUGUUCGAUUUAAUUAAUCAGGUUGCCGCGGAUAGUGCAAAAUAUCUGCAGCAAUUGCAAGUGGAAGCACAUGGUGAGGGUGUCGAGUUGGAGUUAAAGGACUAUGCGACACGUUUCGCCACCGACGUCAUUGCGUCAACGGCGUUUGGACUGCAAGUAAACUCUUUUGAAAAUAAAGAGAAUCAAUUUUAUAUGUUGGGAAAAAAGGCGACCACAUUCAAUUGGAAAUUGAAUUUAAGGUUCACACUUUUCCUGCACUUCCAGAGUCUAAUGAARUUGCUAAAAGUGGAGCUCUUUGAUGCAAGCGUAACGACUUACUUCCGUUUCCUCGUGCUCGAUGCUUUGAAAUACCGCAAGGARCACAACAUYCGUCGCGCCGAUAUGAUUAACCUACUUAUGGAGGCUCGCGGCCUCUUUCCCUCUGACUCGCCAAAAUCACACAGUCGCGAUUGGACUGACACAGAAAUGAUAGCGCAGUGCUUCAUCUUCUUUUUCGCUGGCUUUGAAACGGUCUCGACUUCGAUUUGCUUCGCGACGCAAGAGCUAAUGGAGAAUCCGGAGGUGCAGGAGAAAGUGUAUCAGGAAAUUGCGGAAGUCAACGAACGCCUUGAGGGGAAACAGGUGACCUAUGAGGCYUUGCAGGGCAUGAAAUACUUAGAUAUGGUUAUGAGUGAAACAUUACGGAAGUGGCCAGGCGCCGUUAAUCUGGAUCGGAAGUGUACGAAAGAUUUUGUGUUCGAAGCAGACGGUAAACGCAUUGAAAUAAAGAAGGGUSAGACUAUUAUGAUACCCGUGGUGGGUCUACAACAUGAUCCUCAAUACUUUCCGMAUCCGGAAAAGUUCGAUCCCGAACGUUUUAGCAGUGCGAAUAAARACAAAAUCAAGCCGUUUACUUAUAUGCCCUUCGGAGAAGGCCCCAGAAAUUGCAUUGGUUCUCGUUUCGCACUUUUAGAAGCAAAGGCAAUAUUGUAUUAUUUGGUGCGYGACUUUCACAUUGUCCCAGGCAAGAAGUCAACGAUACCUAUUGUGUUGGGUAACAGUGGCUUUCAGGUGGCGCCAAAGAACGGUUACUGGGUCAAGCUAACUAGUCGGAGCAAAAAAUAAAUGUAAUAAGCAAUUGAAUUAAAUUUGGAAAAUAUACUGCUGGGGCCUUUAUAAAA
Molecule: messenger RNA, 1592 nt
Organism: Bactrocera latifrons
Lineage: Eukaryota; Metazoa; Arthropoda; Insecta; Diptera; Tephritidae
Gene: Cyp9f2
Product: probable cytochrome P450 9f2
Exons: 4
Coding region: 1-1536 (511 amino acids)
Molecular function (GO): monooxygenase activity; heme binding; iron ion binding
Source: RefSeq, a predicted model, not a curated record